Pseudomyrmex gracilis is the source of this 1443-nucleotide messenger RNA. RefSeq names its product dnaJ homolog subfamily C member 30-like. The record is from RefSeq and is a predicted model, not a curated record. The coding region runs from base 390 to 977 and encodes 195 amino acids. NCBI's taxonomy places the organism in Eukaryota, Metazoa, Arthropoda, Insecta, Hymenoptera, Formicidae. The transcript is spliced from 2 exons.
CUUAUCCGGUAAGUCUGGAAACACUGAUAUCUACUUCUAACAGGUUCUAAGCUAAACUGAUGUUUUACAUAACCUUUUUGUGUUGAGCAUAUACAAAGGAAAAAAAAUGAAAAAAUAAUAUAAAUAACUGAAAUUAAUAAAUUAUAAUGAGGCAGAGCUGAUUUGACGUGGCUGUUGACAAUUUUAUGAUUUAUAUAUGAGCACCAUAAAAAGUAAAAUUAUAAAGUGUUCAAGCAAGAUAAGUAAAUAAGUGAAUAAAAAAAAAAAAGAUUAUUGUUGACAUAACAAAAUGUAUACAAAUAUAUGUUAUAUUUGUCUUUGACACACAUAUCUUUCUGCAAUUCUUAGUCAAAGUUGAUAAAGUUUGUUCAUGUUCAAACUUGUCAAAGAUGUUGCGAAACGUAACCAGAUUAUAUUCAACGAAGAAAACUACCAAAUCAAGAAAUCAUUAUGACGUAUUAAAGAUCACGCCCCGCGCUACUCAGAAUGAAAUAAAGAAAGCAUAUUACAAAUUAACUCUUCAAUAUCAUCCCGAUAAAAAUAAGAGUGAUUUUGCAAAAGAAAAGUUUCAAGACAUCUCCGAAGCUUAUGAAGUUCUUGGUAAUCACGAAUUGCGUAAGAAUUACGACAGAGGUAUGAUGAUCCGUCAACAGCCAAUAUCGACUACUAGAGAAUCCACAGUUAAUUACAAAGAGCAAGUUUACUCGGGAAGUUCCAAAAUCUAUAAUUUUGAUGAAUGGACAAGGGCGCACUAUGGAAUGGAAUUUCAGAAAUCACAAAAGAGAAAGGUUGCAUAUGAAAAUUUAAAAAAAAUGGAAAAAUUGGAGAAGGAGGAAAGUAAUUUUCCAAAUGCUACACUGAUUGCUACAGUUAUCUUAAGUCUUAUGGUACUUGCUAUGUAUUUUAGAGAAACAUUUGAUAAACCAUCUAAAAAUAGUAGACAUAUAGAACAAAGUCGAGAAAAUGAUAAACAUUAAUCAAUGUGUGAAGUUAUUUACAAUAAUAUAAUUUUUGUGUACAUAUGUAUAUAUGUAUACUUAGUACUGUAUAUACAGAUUUAUUUAUUUUAGGCUAUAUCGAUCCUACAUCUCUAUCGGUAUAAAAUAAGAAACUAGCAUAAUAAAAAUAUUGUACUUGUGUUACAUUCUUGUUAAAAAUGAGGAAAAUCUACAAUAUUACAUAAUACAUCAGUAAAGUUGUUAUCGAUCGCUUUACAACAUAUUCACAUGACUUUGUCUUCAUUGUUUAGCAAAGUUCCUUACAGUAGUAAAAGUGAUAUUGAAAAACAAUUCUUUUGGGAAGAAUCUUACUGGUGAUACUAAAUGAGAAGAGAAUAUAUUUUAGUAAGAACAACUUAUAAAUAUUUUCUAUACAACAGAGAUUGCAACUGUUAACAUAUAUUAAUUUAGUUUAUCUAAGCACAGAUAUCUCACAUACAAUUAA